Moneuplotes crassus is the source of this 1057-nucleotide messenger RNA. The record is from the annotation of a GenBank genome assembly. Lineage: Eukaryota; Ciliophora; Spirotrichea; Euplotida; Euplotidae.
AUCUAUAGAAGAAUUCUCAAAUGUCUCAGAACAAUCACUAAUUGUAUGAUGUACUGUAGCAUUGACUUUGAGUUUUUGUCUAAAGGAACUCAUUUUGAAAGAGUCAUUGAGUUCCUUAUCUUGACUCAAACAAACGGAUUAAAUUAUUCUCUCCAAGAAGAUGAUCCUAAUAGCCAAGAAGAGUCUAAAAAUACAACUAAAGGCCUUCAUACAUCUGCAUAUUCUCAGAGGCAGGGAAAUACGGGAGGAAACGGGCAUGAGAUAUUUGAAUUUAUCAAAGAAAUAAAAUCUGAGUGCAAAGUAGCACUUCUUCUCAUAGAAAACUAUAAUACCAUCACUAGUAAAGACUUUACACUUUCCCAAGACACUGUGAUUAAGAACGAAAUUAUCAAGAUAGAUUUCCUAAUGAAGAGUGUGUUCAAGAACUCUGAGCAUUUGACUUGCAAAUCCUUGGCUUGUCUGGAGAAAAUGCUAAAUGUUCUUACGAAUAAGAGAAACCAUGUUGUGGAAGACGUUUCAGAAGAUGAGUUUGAAAAUUCAGGAAAAGUUAUAAAGAAACCAUCAAAGGGGGGAGAUCAAACUAACCUUAAUAAGUCAAUGAGAAAAUAUCUCCUUGAUGGAAAGAACUUUGUGAGAAGUAUUGAAAAGUUAUUAGAUAGCCCUCACCCUUGUGUUGUAAGAGAAGCAGCAAGAGUUCUUUCUAGCUUUGUGUCGAGGCCAGAAGGAAUGGAAUUGUGGCUAAAAUUUGAUUCAGCAAGAGUAGGUAUCGACUCUGCAUGAGUGAGGGAUGUCAAAGUCUAUGGAAAUCCAACAAGAAUUCCAAAAGAUACAGGAUAUCACUUGCCUAUAAAAGAAACUAGCACUUUCAGAUAUAUCAUCGAAGAGAAAAAGGCUAGAACUGAGCAGUUAAGAAAAAGAGGAAUUGGGCAGGAUUUUAUGAACAAAGACACAGAAACAAAAGCUGGCAAAGGAUGAAAAGGUGACAAAUUAUGUAGAAGUAUUCUAUAAUUGGGGUGCAAUAUUUAACUUUGGUGAUAAAUUGGAGAUUUUCCCUCCA